GAAACUCAGAACGUCAACAGCUUCAGAGUCUCUCCUCCCGGAAAGUGCUAUUCGUGUUGCACAAUAAUUGGCAACUUUAUUGGGACUCUAGCGAAAACUAUAGCGAACGGAAUUGUUGCCUCUCUUUUAGGGCUGCAGAGCCGGAACGUUAACAUAGUGAUGCUCUGGGCGGUGCUGCUGGCGCUUGCAAUUGCGGCUCUCACCGUUCCAGCCUCCACCAUCCCCAUCUCGGUCAACUACUUCUCCCGAAUGAAUGCGUGUAACAAGGAAUACGGCUUCUACUUCCACACCGCCAAGACAUCCUAUGUACUGUCGCAGGACAAGGCCUCCAUCCUCCUCGAGGCCGGCAUGAAGAAGCUCAACAUUGCCGGCGGCGAGCCCUUUCUGUACCUAAACCUGCACCUCGAGUCCGUCUCCAUCGUCACCAAGGGCAGCAAAGUCACGGGGCGCUUCCUCAAAGAGUAUGGCAAGUACAUUGACGUCCUAGCCGUGUCGUGCGACUCGAUGGACGAGCAGACCAACAUCAAGAUUGGCCGCGGCGACGGCAACAACGUGGCGCAGCUCUUCCGCAUCCGCGGCUGGUGCCGCAAGUUCGGCUUCAAGUUCAAGCUCGACACAGUUGUCUGCCGCCUCAACUUCAACGAGGACAUGUUCGACAUGGUCCUCAUGGUGCACGGUGAGAACGACGCGGAGGAGACGCUGCGCGACGCGCGCCGCUGGGAGAUCACCGACGACGAGUUCGCCGUCUUCUGCAAGCGCCACAGCGCCAUCUUUGCCUUUAUUUCUGAGAGCAACCGCGUCAUGGCGUCGUCUUACCUGGUCGUCGGCGAGUGCAUGCGCUUCAUGGACAAGGGUAGCGGCAAGAUGCGCGAGUCCGAGUCCAUUCUUGACGGAGUUGAGAAGGCCUUGUCGUAG
This is a messenger RNA of Lasiosphaeria miniovina, 915 nucleotides long. RefSeq lists its product as uncharacterized. Lineage: Eukaryota; Fungi; Ascomycota; Sordariomycetes; Sordariales; Lasiosphaeriaceae. The record is from RefSeq and is a predicted model, not a curated record. The coding region runs from base 160 to 915 and encodes 251 amino acids. The transcript is spliced from 5 exons. Gene Ontology annotation, molecular function: 4 iron, 4 sulfur cluster binding.